AUGCUGGUCCGACUUUUCACGGCCUUUUUAAUAUUACCGGUUUGUCUGGCGUUUUGCCCAAAGCUCUUCCAGAAUCAGACAGCAUGCUCCUGCGAUAGUACGGUAGAAGGACCAGUUAUCCGAUGCAGUGGUACUGAUGGACUCAUGAUUGUGGAUAAGCUGAAGGCUUCUCAUAUGGAAAUCAAGGAAUUUGCUUUGGAAAACGCCAACAUAAUUGAGAUCGGCCCACGCGCUUUCAAGAACUUGAGAAUCAAGAAGCUCAAUCUUGACAAGAACAGAAUCCAGCACAUCCAUGAGAACGCUUUCAGAGGUCUUGAGAAUGUGAUGCAAGAGUUGUCCAUCUCCGAGAAUAGCUUGGAGGAGGUCCCAACCAAAGCUCUCUCCGGACUCCGUGUUCUCAAUACUCUCAGCUUGAAGUGCAACAAGAUUGGGAACAUCACCAAGAAGGCUUUCACCAACAUGACUUCCCUUAUCGAUGUUAACUUGGCUUGCAACCAAAUCUGUGAAAUGACUCAAGACACCUUUGAAAAUGUCAAGCUUUCCCUUCAAAACGUGAUUCUGGAUAGCAACUGUAUGACUUCAUUUCCAAGCAAGGCUUUCCGUAACAUGAACAACUUGAUUGCUCUGCACAUUAAGUACAAUAAGAUCCAAGCUCUCGGCCAAAACGAUCUGACAAAUCUCACAUCUCUCUCCAUGCUGUCUCUCAUCGGGAACAACAUUUCCGACGUCAAGGGAGGAGCUCUGAGCAACACUCCAAACCUUCGAUACUUGUACUUGAACGAGAACAACCUUCAAACCUUUGACAAUGGAGUUAUGGAGCAAUUCAAGCAAGUCCAGGUCGUCGACUUGUCCUUCAAUAACUUCAGUGACAUCACCAAGGAAAUGUUCGAGGGACUUGAGAGCAUCCAACACUUGAACCUCGAUAGCAACGCCAUUAAGUCGAUUGCUCCAGGAGCAUUUGCCGGCACCCCACUUCUUCUUCUCUGGCUUCCAAACAAUUGCCUGGCUGAGAUCACUCAACAAACUUUCCAAGGAGCCCCAUUCCUUCGCAUGGUUUCUCUCUCCAACAAUAAUAUUAAGUCUAUUCAGGAUCUCUCAUUCGCCCAUCUUGCCAACCUCCACACCCUUGACUUGGCUAACAAUAAGAUCAUGUCCCUCCAAAACAAAUCUCUCUCUGGAGCCGAGAACCUUUCCGUCCGUCUUCAAGAGAACCCAAUGGUCUGCACCCAGAACGGAUUCCAUGUCUUGAACGCCGGAGAAGCCAUCAACCUUACCAGCGAGGCUAACAACGUUUGCAAGGGAGACUGGCAUGCAGAGACUGUUGAUUUGUGCCCAAAGGCUCAGCCAAGACCAGCUAGACCAGCUUGCUGCUCCAACGUCAUGACCACUACCACUACAACCACUACUACUACUACCACCACCACAACCACCACUCUUCCACCAACCACCACUGCUGAAGAGGAAGAAGAGGAAGAGGAAGAGGAAGAAGUUGAGGAGGAGACUACCGAGGAGACCACCACUGUUGCCAAACCCAAGAAGGCAAAGGCCACCACCACCACUGAGGAUCCAGAGACUGAGUACGUUGAUGAGGAUGAGGAAGAAGAUGAGGAGGAGGAGACCACCACCAAGAAGGCCACUACUACUACUACCACAACAGAGGCUCCAAAAUCCAAGAAGGUCAACAUGGAGCGAUUCUGGAGACUUUCAAACAAGCCAAGCGGAAAAUCUCCAUUCAUGUCCAGACACUCACAAGGAAACAAACCAAGAUAUCUUCAAACGACCACCACUACAGAGGCUCCAGAAGAAGAAGAGGAGACUGGAGAUGAGGCCGAGUACAUUUCGGAGGAUGAGGAAGAGGAGACAGAGACCACCACAUCCGCUCCAACCACUACCGACGCCGAUGUGGAAGUUCCAGCCAGAAUCCGAGAGCGCCAAAAGAUGUUCGCCGGAAGCAUGCCACCAUGGAUGGCACAGAGGACCAAGACCGACACUGUCGAGGAGGAAUUCAGCAAGGACGAUGAGGUCGAGACUGUUGAAACCGCCGAGAAGCCAGCCAGGAAGUAG
This is a messenger RNA of Caenorhabditis briggsae, 2064 nucleotides long. RefSeq names its product Protein CBR-SYM-1 (gene Cbr-sym-1). The coding region runs from base 1 to 2064 and encodes 687 amino acids. The record is from RefSeq and is a predicted model, not a curated record. Lineage: Eukaryota; Metazoa; Nematoda; Chromadorea; Rhabditida; Rhabditidae. Gene Ontology annotation, molecular function: protein binding. The transcript is spliced from 5 exons.